CCCGGGGCCGCGCUGACCUCCGCGCCCUCCUUCCCGCCGCCGAGGAGAAACCCCCUCAACAAAGGAGGGGGAGCAGCGAAAGGCGGGCGACGCGCACACGCCCGGCCGCUCCGUCCGGAUGCGGUGAGCCCCCCGCUUCGCCUCCGGGGCCGCGUCAGCGCGGGAGGGAAGAAGAGGAGAAGCGGCGGCUCUCCGGCGGCGCGGCGCGGCCAGCUGCCACCAUGGGCUGCUGCACGGGGCGCUGCACGCUGAUCUUCCUCUGCUCGCUGCAGCUGCUGGCAGCAUUAGAGAGACAGAUCUUUGACUUCCUUGGUUUCCAAUGGGCUCCUAUCCUUGGCAAUUUCCUACAAAUAAUAGUUGUCAUUUUGGGUUUGUUUGGAACCAUCCAGUUUAGGCCUCGAUAUAUAGUCGUGUACACGGUGUGGACUGCCCUGUGGGUCACCUGGAAUGUUUUCAUUAUCUGCUUCUAUUUGGAAGUAGGCGGACUUUCGAAGGAAACCGAUCUCAUGACCUUUAACAUCUCAAUGCACCGCUCUUGGUGGCGGGAACACGGGCCUGGCUGCAUACGAAGGGUGGUGCGUCCUUCUGCCCCUGGCAUCCUAGAGGAUUACUCCUACGUCUCUGUGACAGGCUGCAUAAUUGAUUUCCAGUACCUAGAGGUCAUUCACAGCGCUAUCCAAAUACUCCUCUCCCUUAUUGGAUUUGUGUAUGCCUGUUAUGUGAUCAGUAUUUUCAUGGAGGAGGAGGACAGCUUUGAUUUCAUAGGCGGACUUGACACAUACUCCUACCGACAGCCCCCCCAGGAACAUGUUGAGUUAAAGCCUGUAAAGCCUGUAGGUCGAAGUAAGUAAUGAACAUGGACUCAAGACUUCUGCUGCUGUAGCUGAAGAAACAGACUUUAGAAGACCAACCUUGUGACUCAUCGUUCUGGAAGAAACCCACCAUCCGUUUCUCACGGCAUGUGGAUUCUUCUUCCCACAGGCGCAGUGUCAUUAUCAGCGUUGUUAUUUCGUAGAUCCUUGUAGAUGAUCUUAAAUUUUUGAAUAAUUUACUUAUAUGGACACUUGUAAAUUGUAAAUUUUUUCUUUUUUAAUUUCAAUAUUUUUACAACAUUUAGUCUUAAGGCAUGAAAACAAAACAACCUGUGAAAACUAGGAGAAGGGUGCGUCUUUCUCAAACAAGUCAGUAUUUUUUGACUGAUAGAAUCAUACUGUGCCUGGUCAAGAUUGUGUCAGUAAACAGUAAUUUUGACUCCAAAAUAUGCAGCAGGAGUCAAACGCUAACAGUGUACAAGAGAUCAUUUCAAUGCUGUAUUUAGAAUUCACAAUGUCCACUCCUUGCAUUGUUUGAACAGAUGUUCCAGCACUAAUGUACUCAUCUAAUUAUCACAAUUCAUAUAUGGCUCCUUCUCCUUUCCUAGUCUCUUUUGCCCUGAGCCCACCGCUAGUAGCCCUCUCUGAUUUGAAGAGAAGUAGGAUGACUGAUCUAUGGAUGUUGGUCUUGUGGAACCCUUACAUCCAGGGCUCUUUAGAUGUCUAUGAUUUGCACAUUUUUAAACUCUUUUCCUCCCUUCUCCCAGGAAGAAGCCAAGCAUGAAUGUACCGUACAAGGCACCAACUGAAGCCUUAGAAGCCUUUGGGGACUAAUUUUGCUCUUAAUUUAAAAGUAGACAAGCAAACCUGAAAAUGUGUGUAAAAAUUUGUAAAGUUAUUUGUAAAUAAUUCUAGACAAAGAACAUGUAUGUAACUCUGUGGUAUUUUGUUUUCUAUUCUGUCACCACUAGCAUAAAGUGAUACACAAAGCUAUUUUCUCUGGGGAACUGGCAGUCUUUUUAACAGAACACUGUUUCUUUCUUCUUAAUUACUAUAUAUAGUGCUGUGCACAGUUGUAUGCCCCAGGGAGUUACAUCUCUCCACAGAGCCUACAUGCUUCAGCAUUCAGCAGAAAUUUCAUCAGGGUUUUGGGGCUGUUUCUGGUUUUGCGCUUUCUCAUUUUAUGGUUUCUUUGGUGGGACUGUCAGGAAGGACGUUCCUUUUGCUAUGUGUAUCUCUACCUCUCUACCAGAAGCUGAACAGAGGUCCACUAAGUUCCUUCAUAAAUAUCCUAAACAGUCUUCACCUGGUAAUUCCUGGUCCAACAACAUUUAGAUCCUAAAUUUGCAGUCUUCUCUUGAAUCAUCUAUUUUCAAGUCUGAGCAGAUGAGAGCUAGAAAAAGGCUUGUCUUGAUUCUUUCCCUUCUAAAGUCUAUUUGUGUUAUUUAACGAUACAAACCUAAUGGGGAUGCUAAUAAAUACAAAGGAGGUAGAGUCUCAUCAUUUUUAGGUGAUGAGGCUCUUGUGGUGCAUCCACCUGUUUCCCAGCUAGUUAAAUCAAAGACCUCACCAUCUUUGGAGAAAACACAGCCUGAACAUAGGUUAACCUUCCCUGAAACUGAGUAUGAAGUAAGUGUUAAGACAAAGCCAACAGAAAUGACAACUGAAUACAAAGCCAACAGAAAUGAUGACUUGAACACCUGGCAGUGUUCAAGGCCAGGCUGGAUGGGGCUUUGAGCAAGCUGGUCUAGUGGAAGAUGUCCCUGCCCAUGGCAGGGGGGUUGGAACUAGAUGGUCCUUAAAGUCCCUUCCAACCCAAACCAUUCUAUGAUUCUAUGAAAACCCUUUUUUAGUAUUCCUAGAACUGAAUAUACCUCAAAUGGUAUGUCUUCGUGUGUGAAGUCAGACUGUGCCAAAAAGAGGGAUGCUUUGUAUGAAGUUAAUGCCAUCUGUCCUCGUGUAUUUGUGUAUUCCCUCAUACACUCUUUUCCCCUAUAUUCUAGAAUACUGCGAAGUACCAGGUUUGUCCCAUCUUGAAAACCUCAUCUUAGCACUAAAAAACUGGUAGUUUGUCACAAAACUAAUAUGAAUAAUAGCAUUUUUGAGGCAUUAUGAAGAAGAUACAAUGUGAAUUGCUUUAUAGCUGUAAUAUUUUAAUAAGGCGAACAUAUUUUUAUCUACUUCUGUAAUAUUUUACUUCUGCUUAGCACAACAGAUUACUCCGUUUCUUUACAUGAUGCCUUAAACAGCAAUGAUAUCUACCUAGCCAGUGCUUGCAGCCUUCUGUGUUUGUGAUGGCUCCAGAACUUCAGAGACAGGGAUAUCUGAGCACUGUUCAGUGUCUGACAGUUUCCAGAAGCUGCCUUGCUUCAACUUUCUCAAGUACAAUGAGAACCCAGGACGUGGUCAUCUAGCAUAAUGAUUCCUAUGAUCAACACAGUUCCCAUUUGGGCUUUACAUUUCAGCAUUAAUUUCCCUGCAUUAAUUGUUAUGGGCUGGCAGAUUAAAGGCCUCCAACUGAACCCAGCGCUACCCUCAGGACCAGGCAGGAGGAAAGGGAGGGAGCGAUACAUCCCCACUGGUUGCACAGAUUCACACUCUGUUCUGGCAGAGCUUUGGAAGCAUGUAUUUAAUUUUCUACCAAGACAGACAUGCCUGCUGGACCGUGGUUUUCAAAUUUGUCUGAAUGUGUCUAAACCCUGUCUUUCUGUGGGUCCUUCAGGUUUUCAGCUUGCUAAUGAAGAACUGUGUACACACCACAAAAAUUCUGCCAAGAACGAACCUGACUUCUCUUCCAUCUGAAAUAUCGAUCACUUUUUAGCUGAGGAACACAAACCAGUAUAUCUCAAACAUGCUUAAAAUCUCAGAAUCGUUACCAAUACAGCGAGUCUGCCAUCUGUCUCACUUAAUGAACAGAACAACCCUGAUUGAGAGGAAUUUGUCUUCAUUAGAACAAGCCAAAAUGCACACUGCAAUGCCAAGGGAAACUGUCAUUCUUUUCUAAAUUGAGACACAAAAAAUAGUACCAAUCAAUCUGUACAUGUUGGGGUAAAAAAUCUUGAGAAUAAUAAAUGGAUUUGAAUGUUAA
This is a messenger RNA of Harpia harpyja (harpy eagle), 3900 nucleotides long. It is a transcript of the gene NKAIN3, whose product is annotated as sodium/potassium transporting ATPase interacting 3. Gene Ontology annotation, biological process: regulation of sodium ion transport. The coding region runs from base 222 to 851 and encodes 209 amino acids. The transcript is spliced from 7 exons. The record is from RefSeq and is a predicted model, not a curated record. Lineage: Eukaryota; Metazoa; Chordata; Aves; Accipitriformes; Accipitridae.